Molecule: messenger RNA, 492 nt
Organism: Entamoeba nuttalli P19
Lineage: Eukaryota; Evosea; Mastigamoebida; Endamoebidae
Exons: 2
Coding region: 1-492 (163 amino acids)
Source: RefSeq, a predicted model, not a curated record
AUGAAACUUAUUAGCCCAUUUGAAAGAAAAUCAGUUAUUAGUUUAGGAAAUGGUGUUUAUGAAGUUGCACUUUCUCAAAGUGAAAAACAAAAAGAUUUGUUAUUAGCUAAAAGAGCAUCAACCGAAAGAGACUCUGCACAACAGUCAUUCUUAUUCCGUAUUUUAGUUGAUAAUGGGUUUACUGUUUGUUUAAAGAGAUUAUAUAAGAAAGGAAAGACUACAUCACAACUAAGAAAUGCUGAUGCAAAAACUAAUGAUUGUCUUAUUAAAAUUGCUUCAGAUUAUUGUUGGGCUUGUUUUGAAUUUAAAAAAGGAAAACAAAGCGUUGUAUGUUCUCAAAUGAAACGAAUCCAAAAUGCACAAAUUGGUUCAAAAAUCUAUGGGUCAAAUCUUAUAUUACAAGAAGGAAAGAAAAUGAAUCAACACAUAUUAUCGAUAAUGUCUUCUCAUGGAUGUAUUCUUUCACCUCAACAAAGUCUUGUCAAAUGUUAA